AUGCGUCGUCCGUCUUCAAAUGCAACAUUCACUUCGGAUGUUUUGAGAAAACCCGUUCAGAUAACUGCAGACCCUCGAGUCUAUAAAGGAUCUGUUUUUGCGAAUCGAAGAUUGGCUCAUGAUAGAGUAAAACAAGUUGAAUUAAAAGAGAAAAAAUAUCGAGUUGGAGUGAUUCGAGAACAGCUGAAUACGAUUCUGCCACGUGUUCCUGUACCUAGAAAAUCGAACCCGCCAUCCUCGCUUCUCCCAGCUUUAUCCUCAAAAACACGGUUCACAUCAACAUAUCUACCUGAAAUAUCUUCAAGAAAUGGUUCAGCUCUUUGUGUUUCAAUUGACAAAACCCGUGGAUCAAAAUCGUUUGCUGCUGCCAAAUUUAUGCCUGUUCCCAGUACAAAACCUGGUAAUACUAGUAUGGUAUCGAACCAUACUUUUAAUAUAAAAAAUCGGUUCCAGGAACAACCCAACAACUCGCCAAAGACUCUAGUCAGUUCCCAGUCAAAGUUGUUGUCAACUUUGAACAAGCUCCAGCACCUGAUCUUUAUGGAAAAACUUCGAUUCGAAGACAUAGUAAAUACGGGGUCCAAUCACAAACUGCAACUCCUCCAUCGUCUUCAAGGCCAGUGUAUCCAAUUGUGGACAGUGGAGUUCAAACGGAUGAUUUUCGAUCAACAAUUUGAAGAUUUGGUUAAGGAGUUAGCCAACUCUGCAAUUGAGAUGGCGACUAUUAAUCUAGAGGCCGAGAACACUAUAAACUCAAUGCGGAAGACUGCGGAAGCGACGGAGCAUGAGCUUCGGGCGGUCGCGCGGAAACAGAAUAUAGAGUCGGCUGAAUGGAAGAGAAAAAUGGAUGAAAAGGACAACGAACUAGAAACUUGGAAACAGCAAGAAGCAGAUGCACGAGAAGCUCAAUUGUUAGCGCAAGCGACUUAUGAGGAAAUAACGCGAAGAACUCUAAACAAUUUGCAAAUAAUGGAGAGAAACUCAAAGCGAUCGAUUGGGUUAGACACUAGAGAUAUAGUGGCAACGAAGGAAAAACUAGUAAUACUUUACGGUCCAAUCAAAGAAAUUAUCGCCAAGAAAGAGUAA
Molecule: messenger RNA, 1086 nt
Organism: Caenorhabditis briggsae
Lineage: Eukaryota; Metazoa; Nematoda; Chromadorea; Rhabditida; Rhabditidae
Exons: 7
Coding region: 1-1086 (361 amino acids)
Source: RefSeq, a predicted model, not a curated record